AUGGCGGCCGAUAGCCAUCGGACCCGCCCUAAGCAAGCAUGCCUCACCUGCAAGACUCGUAAGAAGAAAUGCAACAAGGGCCUUCCUUCAUGUAACUAUUGUAUACUAAAAGAUCUUGAAUGUCGCUACGUCCCAGUUACUCGCCAGCGUGUUUAUGGCACCCCGAACACCGACAUCUCAACACCUACAGCAAUACGCCGUGAGAUACUGACAGCCGAAACUAUUGAUGGCCCGACGCGGACGAGCAUUCCAGAGCCUGCAACUACUCCUAGAAAGACUACUCUAUAUCGUCCGGUCUUUGAGUCCUUGGAUGGCGUCCACCUCGAGGUUCAAAAUAUUAUCCGUUUGUCUGGUGAAUUUAUGGACGACCUCACGUCUCGCUAUUUCCGAAACUUGCACGGCAACCUGCCUAUCAUUUCCCGUGAGCGCUUUCAGAGCAGCCUCACUGGAAUGGGAACGCCACCUAGUGCUGACUCCUCAAUUCUACUACUAACUGUCUGCUUAAUUGCAUACCUCCCCAAUCCUAAACUGUCUCAGCGAGACGGAGACACGAUUGGCCGCCGGUCUCUGUAUCUCGCCACAAAGGCACUUCUCGCACAGGUCCAGGGAUGCUUGCAGCCUUCUAUUUCUCUAAUACAGGCUAGCCUCUUGCUGGCUACAUAUGAAUAUGCAAAUGGAAGGCCAGAAGUUGCAUUGGUCACAAUUGCGGGCUGUGCGCGGAUGGCCUAUGCUGCUGGUAUCCACAAAAGCAAACCCCAUAAUAUGAUGGAUGGUGACUCCAGACUAGAAGCCGAAGAAGCUGCAAAUACGUGGUGGGGCAUUGUCAUCUCUGAACGAGCUUUCGCUUGUGAGAUAGAUGACUAUGAGCAGCCAAUGGCUACUAUUCUUCCUUCUGGGGACGUACAGCUACCUAUCGACCGCCAAAAACUUGAUAUUGGGGAUCUCCUUAGUCCAGAUUCUAUGCCUAAUAUUCCCGCCUCACGUUUGACGAUAACAAGCAUUGGCUGCUUCGGCCGUGCUGCACAAGCCUCUUGCCUCUUGGACCAAGUCUUAAAAGCCUUGGUCAUACCAAAUCUUACCAUCAGACUACCUCUGCUUGAAAGCCUAGACAGGGCUAUCCAGUCAUUUUUAGCUGAUAUCUUGGCCCUCAUCCCAGGCAAAGGGUCGGCAUAUUGCACAGCGUUAGCAGUGACGGUCAGAACACUAUUUAAAUUACACGAGCACGUCUUGAGCAUAUCGCAACAAGCCGUUUUUGUCAAUUUGAGAUCCCUAGAAGAAUGGAAGAAGAGUUCCCUAGCGGCACUCGAUACUGCAACGACUAUGGUUAACGAUAUGGCGAAAUGGCAUUACAGUAUCCUGCCUUUAGAUGGGAGUAAUAAUACGUCUCCAAUUUACAUUUACGUAGUUCGUGCUUCGAUUAAGCAUAUGCGUACUCGGCCAUAUAAUGGAGAUUAUCCUUGGCCAGAGAGCUCUGAGAAUGAACUCCAACUCUAUCUGGACAGGCUUCAGCACCAAUGGGUUACUUCAUAUGAUUAUUAA
This is a messenger RNA of Talaromyces stipitatus ATCC 10500, 1539 nucleotides long. RefSeq lists its product as uncharacterized. The transcript has 5 exons. Lineage: Eukaryota; Fungi; Ascomycota; Eurotiomycetes; Eurotiales; Trichocomaceae. The record is from RefSeq and is a predicted model, not a curated record. Gene Ontology annotation, cellular component: nucleus. Gene Ontology annotation, molecular function: DNA binding; zinc ion binding; DNA-binding transcription factor activity, RNA polymerase II-specific. Gene Ontology annotation, biological process: regulation of DNA-templated transcription; DNA-templated transcription. The coding region runs from base 1 to 1539 and encodes 512 amino acids.